Molecule: messenger RNA, 547 nt
Organism: Tripterygium wilfordii
Lineage: Eukaryota; Viridiplantae; Streptophyta; Magnoliopsida; Celastrales; Celastraceae
Exons: 1
Coding region: 167-316 (49 amino acids)
Biological process (GO): negative regulation of cell population proliferation
Source: RefSeq, a predicted model, not a curated record
UUCCACUAUAUAUGAACCCCUCACCCUCCCCUAGUCCCCUGCAUUUUCAUUUCCAAACCAAACUACUUCAGCUUCACCUAAUUAAGCUCAAUCUCUUUCUCUCUGACUCACCACACCCACAUAUUGGAUUGCAAUCCAAGUUUGGCUCAGAAGAGAAUAUCAGAUCAUGAAGAUGAGCAGUGCAACUUCCAUGGGAGGGUCCAAGAGAAGGCUAUCAUCAUCAAGCAGAGGAGUUGGUGGAGUACUUAGAGAACAAAGGGCUAGGCUUUACAUUAUAAGGAGAUGUGUUGUGAUGCUACUUUGCUGGCAUGAUUAGUCCAUUCAUUUCACCUCUCAAUAUCAAUCCAUCGCCAGCUUCUUCGAGGAGGAAUUUUGGGUUUUCUUCUUCUUCUUCUUCUUCUUGGUUGAGUGUACAUAGCCACGGCCGGAGGUUUAUAACACAAAAGUUUUGUAUUAUCAGUUGGCCUUGUAUACAUGUGAAAAGAAAGUAGUAACUGGGAAGAAAAAGAAACAAAAAUCAAGCUUAAUUAGAUCUUAUUUUGGCAAA